Messenger RNA from Pogona vitticeps (central bearded dragon), 8327 nucleotides. The record is from RefSeq and is a predicted model, not a curated record. NCBI's taxonomy places the organism in Eukaryota, Metazoa, Chordata, Lepidosauria, Squamata, Agamidae.
AGAGGAAGGAGGGACAAAAGCCGGGCGACCACACGCGUGCGCGCUGCGAGCCGCAUUACGUCAGCGUCAGCUGUCAGCCCCGCGAAGUCGAGCCGCUGCCGAGGAGAGGCAGGAGACCGGCUGCCAGUUCCGGGGCGGGUCUAUGAAGGGAGGCGGGUUCCUGAGAGGACAACUGGCCAGCUGCGCGAAGGAGUUCAUCCCCCUCCUGUUUUCCCCCUCCCGGUUCUUUAUUUUGUAUCGUUUCUCUCCGGCAAGAGAGAGAGAGCCUGAGAGGAGCGCCGCAGCUCCAGGCGAGCCUUACGGGGAGGGGGGGUGUCACCCAUUAUCUCCUUUUAUCCCGUGUUGACUUUCUGGGUGAAGGAGUGUUAUAAGACUAUAUCUCAUGGAUGGAGUAUAGCUCAUGGAAGAUAAAAACCACAUUAGAACAUCCUUGGGUUCCAGGUUACCAAAGUAUGGAACGAAACCUGCUGGGAAUAUUCUGCAGACCGUUCCAAAUGGAACAGCUCUUAAUUUAUCAGGGAAUACUCAGAGCAUUGACAAAAAUUUCAGCAAGCACAAUGGCGCUGUUACUAUGUCUUCCUUCUCUUUUAACUGGCGAAAAUCAAGUAAAUGCCAACUGGGAGAUCAGAUCAGUAGUGAAUCUAGCACUUGUCACAAUUCCAGUGAAAGAUUGACUGAUUCUGAAAAAUGCCCUCAGUCUGAAGGAGCUGUUGGUAAAGACGUGCUAAGGGUGGGUUCAAAUAGCGCCUUUUCAAAAAGUACAAAACAAAGCAACAUGUUUGUUCCACCUACAGAAGAAUUAAACCAAAAGUCUCUGCCCGGGCUGUCUAGUUCAACUAAGUUUACCAAAAGCAAUUUAUUAGGUAGAACUUCUUAUUCUGGACUUAAUGUUCCAAAAUCACACUUGAAUGGAAUUUGUGGGAGCCGGUCAACUAUAGGCUUCCAGAGGAGUAGAGGAAAUGCUACUGCUACCCGGAGCAGCUCAGGGGAGAAUCUAGCAAAAUCAACAGAAAGUAUAAAAUCUUGUGAAAAAAUGGUUAGGUCGCAAAGCUUUUCACAUUCCAUUCAAAGCUCUCUCUUGCCCCCUGCAUCCCUAACCAGGUCACACUCUUUUAACAGAGCUGUAGAUCUUACAAGGCCUUAUCAAAAUCAACAUCUCGCUAUUAGAACAUCUCAAAGAUCAAAUCUGUUGUCAAGAAGUGCACGGCAGAUGGAUAUGCCCAAUGGUAAUGAACCUUUAAGAUAUGGAUUUGCUAGAACAUAUGCUGCUUUACCACCCUCUGGGUUAAAGAAACAUACACUGUCAAAUGGUUCUGGAGAUGCAACUUCUCUGAGGUUUAGAACAGGCCGUCCUUCAUUAUUGAAGCCUAGCAGCCAGCAGUUUUGUAGAAAAAUCCCUGUAGAUGGAAGCAUAGGCAAAGAGACUGGAAACUGCAUAGUAGAAGACUCCGCAUCAACAAAUUUUAAUGGGAGUAAUCAUGGGAAAGGUACACAAGAGAACGAAAGAACAAAAGAUGGUGAAACUGUACACAACGUUGUAGAAAGUAGCUGUACAAUCUGCAUGGAUGGUGAUGUAGAUGAAAUAUCUAUAUCCUCCUUGUCAUCCUCUGAGAAGAAUGAUCUGAGUGAAGACUUUAGUGAUGAUUUCAUAGAUCUAGAAGAUCCCAAGAGAACAGUAAAAAUCCAAGAAGAGGAAGUUUCUGUUCAAGAUCUUGAGCAUGAAAAUGGAAUAUCUCUAAAUCGAGUUUCAUCUCUCAAGGAAAGUGAAAAAUCCAACUGUAAUGCUGAUGAGUGGCUGGAUAUACAUAUGUCUGAGGACAAUAGCGAAAGUGCAAAGCAUCCUGCUCGGAGCAAUGUGAUUUCCUCUGACAUGGACUAUCGAGCUGGCUCCUCUUUUGAGCUUUCUCCUUCUGAUAGCUCUGAUGGGACUUAUAUGUGGGAUGAAGAAGGAUUGGAGCCCAUUGGAAAUGUCCAUCCAUGUGGAAGUUAUGAGUCUUCGGAAAUGAAUAGUAUAGAUAUCUUGAAUAACCUUGAUUCAUGUGAUCUUGAAGAUGAUGAUCUUAUGCUUGAUGUUGACUUACCUGAAGAUACACCCUGUGACAAUGUGGAUUGUGAAAAUAUGAACCAUUAUGAGCGACCAGACAGAAAUAUCAGACAGCAGAAGGAAGGGUUGUGGAAGCGGGCACCACAGCGAUGGAGCCAAGACCAUUAUCAUCUUGGGCACACUGACCCCUGUGCCCGUAGUAGAAAUGAUCUGAACAGGAGCUGCAACUAUGUGGACUCUCCUCCUCUUGGCCAUAUUGAAGGCUAUGGAGUACCAAGCUUAUACCCACCUCUAAGGAGUUUGCCGGCUAACACUGUGAUGCUGGAUGAAAUGACCCUUCGGCAUAUGGUUCAAGACUGUACAGCUGUAAAAACUCAGCUGUUGAAAAUGAAGAGGAUACUUUACCAGAAUGAUGACAGCGUUUCACUCCAUAAUAUCACUUUCUCAUUGCCUUCAAGUCCAGAACUUCAGGAGCCGGAGCCAAUAUUUAAGAAUGAAGACUUGCUGAAUGAGAUCACACAGCUUAAAGAAGUUUUAAAGAAAAAAGAUGAAACAAUCAAGGCGUUAGAGCAUCAGCUUUCUAUUAGGUGCAACUGCAACAAAGAGAGCAAGAAAUCUGAAGUGGCCGUGUGCGCGUAUGCUGACAAAUACACACAGACUUCUUGGAGGAAAAAUGCUGGUGGGUACUCUGCUCCUUCCUUCUCUCCCUGGCAGGGCUCCUUCCAGGGCAUCCCUCGGACUGUUCCACCGCAACGCAGACAGAGUGAGUCUGGAAAUGCUUGUAAACCUUGUCUUCACAGGAUGCUGCUAUAUUGUGGCAGGCCUCAAGUACUACAGCCUUCCAGCCUCCUUCCCCGUUUCACAGACAUCGCCCAGGGAAAACUAAUAAAAAUGUCACCCAUCGUGGCCCGCAGUGAACAUCCCAGUCAAGACCAACAGAUAAUGGAUGGCCGUGAAUAUCAAAAUGCUGCAGAUGGCUCCGGCACCAAUAACCUAAAUGAACUGAGCACUUUAAAUACACAAUUAUAUGAAGGGAAGUCAGAGAAGAAUGCAAAUUCCACCAAGAAUGUAAAAGGUGGAGAGAAAUCUAAAGAUCUGACCAGUAGAAAAUUCAAUACAUUGCAGUCUCACCUCUCUUCUUCCAAAUCAUCUGCCCAUCUGACUACGCAAGAAAUGCCGACCAAAUUAGUUCUGAAGAACAGUUGCUCGCGGACAAACCAGGCAUCACCGCCAAAGACUUCAAGAGCUGCAAAACCCCCAAAGCAGAACGCAUUAGUGCCUCCUCCGGUAAGUGUUGCAGCAGCAGCAGCAACAGUAGCAGCAACAGCUCCAGAUGGCUCGUUUGUUUCAAAGGAGCCUGACAUUUUGCCAUCCAGUGACCCAGCACCGCUGCAGUCAGCACCCAGUCAGUCUGAGAUGAAUAGCAAGAGCCGGAGAACUUCUAAACUUCGUCCCCCAACAGUUUCCUUUAGGCCCAAGCAGACGACACAUCCAAAAGUCAUGAUACCUCUUAAUCAUCAGAACACCUGCUCACAGACAAACCACUCAAGGCAACUAACACAAGCAAAGGAAAAUAUGCAGAAUGAAGAUAUAAGUGUUCAUUCUGGUGAUGGUGUACCUCCUAAUCGGCAUUCCCGCCUCCCUAAACCAAAGACAUAUUGAAAGUAUGACUUGCACAUGCACAUUUCAGUGUCCUGUAUUGUGAAGCUGCAUAAUCUCAUCCAUUCUUAUCUCGGUCAGGAUUCUUCAGUUAAAGCAUAUAAGCACUGAAUGCUGCAUUUCUUCCCCUGGUACCUAACUAGUCUGUUCUCUCAUAAUUUUGUGCCAUCUAGAGACAUGUGUCAUUCCUUCAAAAUAUGAUUUAUAAAAGUCUGUUGAUAUCCACUGAUUGCAUUGCUUGUAAGUCCCUUUAAAGAUAGCUUGGCUUAAUUGUAAAGUUUGCAAUGACUACUGGUUGCCAGAGUGCUAGACUAUUUGGACAGGUUGCUUGCUGGAAUCCUAUCUAUAUUUGUUUGGAACACUGAGUAAUAAUGGGUGGCUAAGGCUACACUUUUGGUUCUGACUUACUUAAUUAUACGGGAUGAACAAAAUAUACAGAGCUGGCCUUUUUUUUAAUCUUCAUCUGCAGCCAUAAUACUGACUCUGUAUCUCAGAGGCCUAUGCAAAACACACUUAUUUAUAACAACAGAUGACCCAAAACUUUCUUAAGGAUGUAUAUUUAAUGUUUAAACAAGACUUAAUUCUUUUUUUCUUUUGCCAGAAGAAUCCCAAAUUGCUUGUUUGCUUUUUGGAUCUAUAUUCACUGUUCGUUCACAAGUGGCAAACAAAAUUUCACAGGGUGAAAUGGAUCUUAGUUGUAUUUAAAUGUUAAUCUGUUCAUACUGUAGAUAACCUGUGGAAUACAUCUGUGUUCCGCAGUUAUGAUAUUAUAACUGAAAAACAGUUUGUAGGAUAUAUGUCCAAAUCUGUUUUUCAUGCAGGCUGUUUUGGAAUGGCAAGUGAUGUGAUUUUGGUAAUAAUGGAUCCAUGUUAAAGAUUUUCAUAGCACUUCUUUCCUUCGGGGGCAUUAAUGUCAUUGUAACAUUAUUUAUUGCUCUCUGUUGCUCUUGUGAGCCUCUAGAAGCCAACUUCAAAUGUUUGCACAAACUUUGCUAUAAAUGUAGGGAUUAAAAAUUAUUUUUCGUAAUAAAAUAUUGAUUUUUUUAAAGGGGAACUCCCUUUUUAAGCACACAUACACCUUUUUUUAAAAUGUAGAACCUUAAGAAUUGGCAUUCAGUCUUUUGGAAAUUGAGGCGGGAAGUGAUUGUUAAUAAGAAACACUCUGAUAGAUAUUCUGCAUCGGAAUACAUGUAGUCAGAUAUUUAUGGCACUGUGAAGAAUCGAUCUGUAUCCAAAUCUUCAAUAUGUAAUGAAAUGAUUGAUGAAAAAAAAAUGCAUAGCACAGAACCGAAAAAAUUAUUUGCAUGUAAGUUUUAUUUCAAUACCAACUAGAGAACAGCGGUUAGGAAUGCAGUUUCAAGUUUGUGAUAUAUACCAUAGGAGUCAGGUUGUGCCCUUUGUUGAAUAUUAGAUCAAACAGUGAGUUUGAAGGAAAAUAUAUCUGGGUGGAAAAAUUGAGCCAGAGCAUUUGCAGCUUAGAUUUUCUUAAGCCAAGUGUAGCUGCCUCCCUCAGAAGGGAUGCUAAAGAAACUUAAGUUUAUUUGUGAUAGGUCUGACCAAGAGCAUAUUUUACAGUCAACUUUGCAUAUGUCACAUAAAAUGUGCAAGGGCAUGCAGUGAAACAUUCUUGCUUGCUGUUUUCAAUGGGGGAAUACUUCCCCCAUGACAAAUCACAUUCCUGAAGUGGCAUAAAAGUUCAGUUGCUUAAUAAUAUCUAUUGAUGGGAUAACAUGAGGACUGAGUUUUUAAAUGUUGUACAGUUUUCUGCUUAUCUUCUUGUAAACCUUGGGAUGUAGAUGAGCUGCAAACAAAAUUAUCACUUCAUGCUCUUUAAGAGAGGCUGACUAAACACAUCUGGUUUUAUAUUUGAUUUGUCCAUAUAGUUCAGAACACGAGGCUCGCCUACAAAUGUUCCAGUAUCAUUUAAUAUUAAAAAAAACAGUUUGUCUUGAUAAACAUUUUUUGAUUCUAGUUGGAGUAAAGAUGCAAAGAGGGCUCAAUCUUUGAACAACAAAAGAUACAAUGAUCCCAUAUUUUCAUACUGGUUCUCAGUGUUUCUACAGUAUUUAAUCACUUCUGAAACAAUUAUUCUUGGUUUAUAUUUCUGUCUCUUUAGAUACAGGAGAAGAGAGUCUCUGUAUAUGAAAUUUCAGAGUUGAUUUUGCAAAAUCCUAUUAUUUCAUAUUUGUCUUCAUUGUUAAUUCACUUUCAGUCCCACCUUAUAGAGACUUGUCAGACAGUGAGAAAGAAAGAUUGCCACUUCACAAAAAUAUGCUUGGAUGUCAGAAGGCAAGUUAGUAAGUGUGACAUGCUGCUCCUUUUUGAAGAAGCCCCCACUUGCCUAGGACAAACAGUAACACACAAUUUUUAAAGCAUCUUGCAUCACUUUUAAAGCCUACGCUUGUUCCGAUUUUUAGGCAUAAUUAAACAAAUUGUUCAAUCUUUUCUGGAAUUCAUAUUACUAAAAUCAUUAUUAUACUUGUACUCCAUAGGGCACUUAGUGAAAAGUAAGCAUCAGAGACAGUCAUUUUUUCUACUUCUUACAUCGACUUAAGUAUGGUACUUGAUGAAAAUAAACUUAUUUUCCAAAGGUAAUGUUGGCGCACCCUGAUUUUUUUUUUUUUAAUGUCAGACUGGCAAUUAGGCAAAGCUGAGGAUAGCAGAUUGGCAAUUAGUAAGACUGAGAUGGGUGGCCUAAAUGAUGUAUGUGUGCUGUCUCAAACAUAUAAAUUUAGGGUCUGGGAGGAAAUUGGCUAUCAUCACAUAACUUGAGCAAGUUGUCAGGGAUAACUGCCUCUGUACCUCAGACAACUUGACAGCACAAGCUAACACCUGAAGUGAUGGCGUUGACCAGUGCCGAUUGGUUAAUCUUUUUAGGCAUGCCAACUUUCCCUGAGAACAACUAUCAAAGAAAGUUCCAAUGUAUGUUUAGAAAGUACAGAGCUCGAGACGAAGCUUUUGUUUUAACUAAUGAGAGGUUUGACAGAAGGUUCACUGCUGUUUGUAGAAAGUGCUUUGUGCAAUGCCAGGCUUUCAAUGAGACUCCAAUAGAUGGAAGUACAAGUUUCAAGUAAUAAGAACAGAAUUAUUUUAAAUGGCUGUAGUAAAUAGUUGGGAAUUUGAUAAUACUGUAUUUUGGUUUUUUAAAAAACAUUUUAUCCUUUUGGAUUCUUCUACAUUAUGCAAUAAUUCUUAAAGUAUUUAACUGGUCCUCGAACAUCUAUAAUGAAGAUACUGAUCUUUUAACGAUAGAUGCUAAAGUGGAACAAAACUAAUGUGCACUUUACACGAUGAGCUCCAGUGUUUGGAGUAGUGCCUAAAUUUAAUCUACAUGCCUAUGGCUGAUUUAGUAAAACAGUGUUCACUGUGUAUUGACGUUAGGAUUUGGUGGUGGAUGUUUUUAAACCAAUGGAAGCUAACCACAGAUGAUGUAGUUCAUGAAAUGUUUCUAGCCUCUUCUUGUCCCUGUCCACAGCAAUUCACUGUCUCCAGAUAUUGUUUACAGUCAUCUCAAUGCCGUGACUACAAAACUUGGUCCCUCAAAUGUUUGUCCCACUAAGCAUCUGCUUAUAUAAUGUCCACAGUCCACAUAAAUUGUUGAAAAUUUAGGAGCAAUUUGUGCUGAAUCAGAAACCUGUAAAAGCCCACUUCCCAGUACUGAGGAGAAAAUACUCUAUAUUUUGCAAAGCUUUGUCCUUCAAGUUCCUAUAUUUAUAUUUGUUAACAACUCUGUGUGCAAUAUUAACCUCCUCCCUCUCCCAUAAUAGUUGAGUGAAUCAUUUGUGUAAUCAUCAGAUCCUUCAAGUGGUUCCCAGACAAACAUGUGGUAUGUACUCAAAAUCCAGAUGUGAUGAAGCUCAAGUAGACUGCACGUGAAUACUUGGUCUCAGAUACUAUUUUUUUCAAAUGGCAAAUUAGGGUUAACCUAAAUGGCAUUUGUGUUUUGUUUUGUCCUUUGCAUGUUACCCCAUACCAGUUCAUGAAAUCUUUCAUAUACAGGUAGAUGAGCAUGCCUUAGGAUGAAAUAUAUUUAUUUGCUUAGCUGCUAUUUUGGGGGGAAACACAUUCUCAUACCAUUUAAAAUGGUUAUUGGUUUUGGAACGAGGUUUCCAUUUUUGUCUGUCUUUCAUCUUGUUGCAGUGGUUCUCUGAAGAGUGGACAGAGUCCAGGCAAAGGUUAGCACUUUUGAGGCCACUGAUUUUAAAGAGAGAAUUUAGCUUCUCCCUGGCUGCCCUUUAUUGAAAAUUAAUGGGACUUAAAUGUUUAGCACUGGUGGAUCAAUUCCUGUUGAAACAUGAUCAUGGUUGUUGAUGCUGGAUCUAGGCUCUUCUGCAACCAUGGUCUACAAAAAUUCAAAAAUCUGUUAAUCAUUGCUGUGGUACAGCUGCUCACUGCCUACAUAAAUGUCAGAAGCACCACAAUAAAUUACUAUUAAGUACAGUGUUAGUAUUUGUCUUAAAUCCAGUACUAGCUACAAAAGUACCCUUAUUACAUAGUAUUUCUUUUUUUAAAAGAUCUAAAUACUGUAUAUUGGAACCUGCUUGUAAAGAUUAUCUAAAACUUGUAUGUAAAGAUACUUUCUUCAGUGUUGCUUUAGUGAAUAAAAUUAAUAAUUCUGAGCGUC